AUGUUUUCCCCAGAAAAACAACAAGUUGAAAUAUGCUUACUUAAAUCAAACCUAGAAGAAAUAGAAAAUGAUUUAGUUGCACAGAGAUCAGCGAUUCCAGCGCUAGAUGCUGAAAAUGAACAAAAGUAUCGUGAAACUAUAACAGCUUUGCGUGAAGCGCGCGCUCUUAACACAAAAAUUGAAGAUCUUAAGCAAGAAAACGUAAGAUUAACCGCUAAGCGCAUGCAACUGAAACGGCAGAGUGAGGAAGUGAGUGAAAAACUCGAAAGAGCUCGCAGGGAUCGUAGCGUACUUGAAGAAUUGCUGAAACAGGAAGAACGGGAUACGGAAGUCGAAAUACGCAAAUAUGAAGAUACAUUACGUGAAUUGGCCAACAUGUUUAGGUCGUCUCGUGCAUUUUAUAAUGAAGACGAAGUCACAAACGAACUGGAAACGAUAAAGGAAAUGAAUUUAAGCUUUGUCAACGAGGAAAAGAAACUGCAGUUUAAUGUUUCUGAGCUCAAGCGAGAGCUUACUAGUCUGCAAUCUGACGUUCCUGAAGAUAUUCUUGCAAUAAUUGGUCAAACGGGCUUAGAAAAAAAAAUUAAGUCUCUUACGGAACAGUGCGAGACGCUAAAUUCUAAACGAGAUUACAUUCUCAAGAACCAAUCAAGCACGACUUCGCAAUCAUUAAGUCGCAAAUAA
Molecule: messenger RNA, 684 nt
Organism: Melitaea cinxia (Glanville fritillary)
Lineage: Eukaryota; Metazoa; Arthropoda; Insecta; Lepidoptera; Nymphalidae
Product: tropomyosin-like
Exons: 6
Coding region: 1-684 (227 amino acids)
Source: RefSeq, a predicted model, not a curated record